Messenger RNA from Meira miltonrushii, 1766 nucleotides. Its product is annotated as phosphatases II. Gene Ontology annotation, molecular function: protein tyrosine/serine/threonine phosphatase activity. The record is from RefSeq and is a predicted model, not a curated record. The coding region runs from base 24 to 1766 and encodes 580 amino acids. The transcript has 2 exons. Gene Ontology annotation, cellular component: nucleus. Gene Ontology annotation, biological process: protein dephosphorylation. NCBI's taxonomy places the organism in Eukaryota, Fungi, Basidiomycota, Exobasidiomycetes, Exobasidiales, Brachybasidiaceae.
GAACGAUCAUCUCUCCCUCAACAAUGGAUCAGAUCAUACCGGGAUUAUGGAUAGGCGAUCUUGCCUGUGCAUUGGCAACGGAUUAUUUGGAAAUGGCAGGGAUAACGCACAUCGUUACGGCGAUGAAACAACGAUUACCAAGUCCUAUCACUUUACCCGAUGGAAGAAAGAUUGAUGAUGAUCACAUCUAUCAUGUCAACAUAGAUGAUAUCGAAAGUGCUCCUAUCUUGGUGCAUUUCCCUGGAGUGAUUGAGUUCAUCGAUGAAGCACUUCAACAAACAUGGAUCGAAGAUGGAGAUGGAGAAGAAAUUUCUGCAGAAACUCAAGAUGAACAGAAAGCUUCAAAUUCACGUACAAAUCCACCACCAGGUAAAAAGCCAGGUCAAUGGGCAACAAUGGGAGAAGGAACUGUCUUGGUUCAUUGUCAUGCUGGAAUAUCAAGAAGUGUUGCAAUCGUGCUGGCAUAUUUGAUGCAUAUGCGUAAGAUCAGCGUUCAAGAUGCAUUGAAUCUCGUUCGUUCAAGACGUUCUAUUGCCGAUCCAAAUUCUGGUUUCAUGCAUCAAUUGGAGCUGUAUGAAUCAGCAGAUUGUAGCGUUGAUGUACGCAAUCAGCGUAUACGAAGGUUUCUGAUGUCACAAGCUUCCAUCUUACGUGGUGAUCCGAUCGAUGAUGUUUUAUUGAGUUAUUAUCCUAGCCCUCUACAUAGUCCCGCAAACAGCUUUCCCGGAUCGACGCAACAAGGCAGCGGAUCAGGAGGAAUUGGUGGAAUGGGUUUGCAAUUCUCAAAAUUGGACACGAGUGAUUCCGGUAGUAGGAAAUCAAGUGUCGGACAUGCGGCCAGUGAUUCGGAUCAUCAAUCACCAAUAAGUAGUGGCAGGAAUAGUGCAACGAUGUCAAGACAGAAUAGCAGAAUCGCAGCAUCUACAGCCGCAGCUAGAGGAGCGAAUGAAAGACAUAGAAGUGAACCGCACGAAGUGAUGAUCACUGUGAAUUCAGGGAAUUUACCCGGAGGAGUGAACAAAGUACGGGGUAACCAAGCUCGAUCAGAAUCAUCACGAGCGCAAACGAAUAAUUCUUCUUCCUUACCCAAACCUAAAUUCAAAGCGAUGAAACUUCGAUGCAAAAAGUGUAGAAGGGAAUUAGCAGCACAAGAUCAUGUUGUUGAACAUGAAGCUGGAAUGGGAAAAGAUGCUUUUGACGUUCGUAAACGGGAGAAGGACAUUGAACAAAAGAGCAGGGAUAAUCGUGCAACGAUGGAACAAUCAAAUACGCAGGAUUUGACGUUGGAAGAACGAUUUGGAGCUACCGAACGGCCCUCAGGGAACGAUGUGACAGAAGAAGAAGAAACGGAGAAUGCAAAACCUAUCCCACCAGCGCCAUCAGCCUUCAAAAGUGCUGCCAGUCUUUCUGCUCAGCUACCACCCCACCUCGCCGCCUUGAGAAGAGGUACCCCAGCAGCACCACAGACAAAUGGGAACUCCAUCCCAUCAAGACCGCCACCUUCCGCUACUCAAAGUCAAGCAUCAACUCCCUCUAACGACUUUCGCAAGAUGUUGCAUUCACACCUUUGCAGCUCUUAUUUCGUUGAACCUUUGGCUUGGAUGACAAUGUUACGUUCAGGCGAAGUGGCGGGAAGGUUAGAUUGUCCUACCGCUCGUUGUGGUGCAAAGUUAGGCAGUUGGGAUUGGGCAGGAAUGCAAUGUGCUUGUGGAGCCUGGGUAACACCAGCAUUUGCAUUACAUAGAUCAAAAGUAGAUGAAGUAUAA